GCAGCCGCCUGAUGCCCGAAAAAGGCCUCGAAAUAAAACUCCACAGACCGGUGUCCAUAGAAGAGUGUGAUACAGCCCCAYGAGUGUGCCCGUAGCCACGGCAGCCYGUUCUUCACCCACAGGAGGGACAYGCAGCCGCUGCUGUUUGGAAAUCACGCCCAACCCGCCCGGGAGCCGUGCAGACUCGACGCAGAGGACACGUUUCAUCUGCCAAGUUGACGCCAAUGGGGUGCCCGGGCUUACAGAACGGAACACGCAACAUGAUGCCAGGCUCCUUGUUUUCAAAUAUUUUACUUUGUGUGAAUUACUGCUCCCGUCUGCGUCCCUUCCAAUGACAAGACCUGCUGGAUCAGCUCCUUCCAGAUGCCCUUUGGUCGGUAAUGUAAUUUGAAGAUGCCGACCCCUUGGCAAACGUGCUGCAAUAAAAAAUCCAGMUCUAAGAAUGCAAAAGCUGGAACAGACAACAUGGCAGAGACAAGUGAAAAAAUGCAGAUGAAAAAAGAGAUCACAUUGCUAAAUGGAGUUACUUUAAUUGUAGGGAACAUGAUUGGCUCUGGGAUAUUUGUAUCUCCCAGGGGUGUUYUAAUGUACAGCGCUUCCUAUGGACUCUCACUUGUCAUCUGGGCACUUGGUGGGAUUUUUUCUCUGUUUGGAGCUUUGUGUUACGCUGAACUGGGAACAUCCAUCGUGAAAUCUGGAGGCAGUUAUGCCUAYAUCCUGGAGGCAUUUGGGCCCUUUGUGGCCUUCAUCAGACUCUGGUGUUCCUUGCUAAUUAUUGAACCAACAACUCAGGCAGUKAUAGCCAUCACUUUUGCUAACUAUAUUGUUCAGCCAAUUUUUCCCCAUUGUGAACCACCAUAUGAUGCAGUCAGGUUGAUUGCAGCUGCAUGUAUAUGUUCCUUAACAUUUAUUAAUUGUGUUAAUGUGAAGUGGGGUACCCGUGUACAAGAUGCUUUCACAUAUGCAAAAAUUAUGGCUCUUAUCUUGGUGAUAUCUGUCGGUCUUUACAAAAUUGGUAAAGGGGAGACGGAAAACCUGAGAGCUCCGUUCCAGGGCUCAGCAACAGACCCGGGGAUGAUUGCCCUGGCUCUCUACUCUGCCCUCUUCUCCUACUCAGGAUGGGACACGCUCAACUAUGUCACCGAGGAAAUGCAGAAUCCAAAGAGGAAUCUGCCUCUUUCCAUUGCCAUUUCAAUGCCUAUUGUAGCUAUUAUUUACCUGUUGACUAAUAUAGCAUACUAUGUAGUGUUGGACAUGCCAGCUCUCCUCACAAGUGACGCAGUGGCUGUGACGUUUGGAGGUGAAACCCUCAGUCAUGCCAAGUGGAUAAUUCCUAUAGCAGUGGCCAUGUCUUGCUAUAGUGGGUUAAACUCAUCAAUUAUUGCAGCGUCUAGACUUUUCUAUGUUGGAGCUAGGGAAGGACACCUCCCUGUCAGUCUGAGCUUGAUUCACAUAAAGUGCUUSACACCAGUCCCUGCUCUCCUGUUCAAUGGCUUAAUGACUUUGCUUUAUCUCCUUGUGGAAGAUGUUUUCCUCCUUAUCAAUUACUACUGCUUCAACUACUGGUUCUUUGUGGGUCUGUCUAUUGCAGGACUAAUAACUUUAAGAUAUACUCAGCCUGAUAGACCACGGCCUGUUAAACUUAGCCUUUUCUUCCCGAUAGUAUAUUGUUUGUGCUCCCUUUUCCUGGUCAUAGUGCCUCUCUACAGUGACACARUCAAUUCCCUUAUUGGUGUUGGUAUUGCCUUCUCAGGCAUUCCUGCAUAUUAUUUAGGAGUCUAUCUACCAGUUGAAAAACGACCUAAAUACCUACAUUGGCUCUCUGCCACAACAACAAAAUAUGUUCAGAUGCUCUUCUACUGUGCUCUGUCGGACCUGGACAUAGACAUGGAACCUACAGCAGCUAAGAAUAAAUAGAGUUGCCUCAACAUUGAGAAUUGUGCCUUGACAUCGCCUAUCUGGAACAAU
This is a messenger RNA of Malurus melanocephalus (red-backed fairy wren), 1968 nucleotides long. RefSeq names its product Y+L amino acid transporter 2-like. Gene Ontology annotation, biological process: amino acid transmembrane transport. The coding region runs from base 394 to 1917 and encodes 507 amino acids. Gene Ontology annotation, cellular component: membrane. NCBI's taxonomy places the organism in Eukaryota, Metazoa, Chordata, Aves, Passeriformes, Maluridae. The record is from RefSeq and is a predicted model, not a curated record. Gene Ontology annotation, molecular function: L-amino acid transmembrane transporter activity. The transcript has 12 exons.